AUGACCAGCGGCCUUCCUAAAUCACGUUCUGCUUUCGAUAUCAGUCAUAUUGUCAACGGCAAUAGUGGGUUAGAUAGUUCCAAUGAAUCAUCAUUACUGUUGGGAUUUCUGUCAGCUAAAAGGACAGCACAACAUUUAAAACGAAGAGCAAUCCAUAUAACUGAACAGGCUCGUAGACGACGCGAUGAUUUUCGAGGUGAAAGUGAAGUUUGCCAUUCCGCUGAACCUAUACGAUCAGCAGUUUCAUCAAGGUUAACUAGUCGAAAUACGAAUAGUUCUGCCUCCGAUCUUUAUAAAAUACGCUCGACAACAGCUUUCCCUGCUGAAGAUGUAGAAAGAAUUAUACGCCACAUCGUUAAUAAAGAACUAGAUGACAAAACUUACCAACAUGAUUAUUGUCGUCAGCAGUCUUCUGAGUUAGCGGAGAAAAUUAAAGAUGGUGUUAAAAAAUUACACUUACCACGUUAUAGAUUAAUUUGUUAUGUCAAUAUAGGACAAAAGUCAGGACAAUGUAUAUCUGUAACAAGCCAAUGUCUAUGGGAUGAUAAUCUGGAUAAUUAUGCAUCCUAUUGCUUUCAAAAUGCUUCAUUAUAUGCUGUAUGUGUUGUUUAUGCUGUCUACUACCAAGUUAUCUCUAAAUAUUUGAUGAAAAUUGGUAAAAAUAACGAUGAUCCUGUUUUCCUUUACUAUUUGAUAUCAUCUGAUCGAAAUCUGGAGAGUAUCACUUUUCUCGAGUUAAAGCCAUCCUUAAAUUUUAUGAUUAGAGAAUAUAUUUAUAAGUGA
Trichoplax adhaerens is the source of this 783-nucleotide messenger RNA. RefSeq lists its product as uncharacterized. NCBI's taxonomy places the organism in Eukaryota, Metazoa, Placozoa, Uniplacotomia, Trichoplacea, Trichoplacidae. The record is from RefSeq and is a predicted model, not a curated record. Gene Ontology annotation, cellular component: cytoplasmic dynein complex; cytoplasm. The transcript is spliced from 2 exons. The coding region runs from base 1 to 783 and encodes 260 amino acids. Gene Ontology annotation, molecular function: dynein intermediate chain binding. Gene Ontology annotation, biological process: microtubule-based movement.